AUGCAGGGUACUCGGCUAUUUUACGCAGGGAUUGAAGGGAAAGGCUGCCGAACGCGCCGACUCCCGGCUCCAGGCUUGGACUUUUUCACAGGAUGGUGGAUCAUCAUAGAUGCAGCUGUCAUUUAUCCCAGCAUGGAGGAAUUCAACCACUCAUACCAUGCUUGUGGCGUCAUAGCGACCAUAGCCUUCCUCAUGAUUAACGCAGUGUCGAAUGGACAAGUGCGAGGUGACAGCUACAGUGAAGGCUGUCUGGGCCAGACAGGCGCUCGUAUCUGGCUCUUCAUCGGUUUCAUGUUGGCCUUCGGAUCCCUGAUUGCAUCCAUGUGGAUUCUCUUUGGAGGUUAUGUUGCUAAGGAAAAGCCCAUAGUAUAUCCUGGAAUUGCUGUAUUUUUCCAGAAUGCCUUCAUCUUUUUUGGAGGGCUGGUGUUUAAGUUUGGUCGCAUGGAGGACUUAUGGCAAUGAAGACACCGCCUCUACAGCACAGUCGCCCUGCAUGGGAUUUUUUUUUUUCACUGCUCACUGAGUCUUUUGUAAUGCUGUUUUCUAAACUUAUUUCUGAGUAUAAUCUCAGCUUAAACUUGUAUAAUGCUAGAAUCAUGAGAACUCCUAUGUAAACUGCAACAGACUAGUGUGGCAUGCCCCUGUUCAGCUUUUGCAGUGGGAAAGGAAACUGUUGACAUGAGUAACUUUGUCAGCUUCUAUCAUGGUCUAAAGGGUUGAUUAUGGAGAAAUGGUGGAGUCCUCGGG
Cricetulus griseus (Chinese hamster) is the source of this 747-nucleotide messenger RNA. The record is from RefSeq and is a predicted model, not a curated record. NCBI's taxonomy places the organism in Eukaryota, Metazoa, Chordata, Mammalia, Rodentia, Cricetidae.